Molecule: messenger RNA, 1081 nt
Organism: Pieris napi
Lineage: Eukaryota; Metazoa; Arthropoda; Insecta; Lepidoptera; Pieridae
Product: glutathione S-transferase 1-like
Exons: 6
Coding region: 137-784 (215 amino acids)
Biological process (GO): glutathione metabolic process
Molecular function (GO): glutathione transferase activity
Source: RefSeq, a predicted model, not a curated record
UAACCAGUUAAAUCAUAAUCUACAUGUCCUUGGUUUAUAGUUUGUCAUGAUGAUUAAAUCUGUUAUAUGAAUUGCCAUCGCAGACACAAGUUUAGUUUGUUCACGGCUUUUUGACUAAGUGAUAAAACUACCAAACAUGGUCCUCACACUGUAUAAAUACGACCUGAGCCCUCCUGUCAGGGCUGUCCUGAUGCUGAUCGAACACUUGAAGCUGCCAGUACAAUUUGUUGACGUGAACUUCAUGAAGGGAGAGCAACUUACAGAGGAGUAUAAGAAAAUCAAUCCACAACACACGGUGCCAACGUUGAUAGAUGACGAUUUCAUCCUUGGAGACAGUCAUGCUAUUUCGUUGUAUUUAAUAAACAAAUAUGCGAAGGAUGACUCUCUCUACCCCACUGACCCUAAACUAAGAGCCAUUGUUGACCAACGACUGCACUUCGACAGUGGUAUCUUGUUUCCAGUAGCCAAAUAUGGUUUCGGUCAAGUUGUCUUCCAAGGGCGUAAAAAAAUGACCGAUGAUGCAGUAGAAAAGAUCAUAUCUGCGUACGAGUUUGCAGAGCAAUUUGCAACCAAAACCUGGUUGGCAGGAGAACAGUUCACAAUUGCCGAUAUCUGCUGCGUGGCAACUAUUAGUAGCUUAAACAAUUUAGUUCCUAUUGAUGCUCAGAAGUACCCUCGCCUGUAUGCCUGGUUAGAACGUUGUUCAGAGUUGGAUAUUUACAAGAAAAAGAAUGCUCCCGGAAACAAAGAAAUCGGAGAAAUAUUCAAAAGCAAAUUAGCAUAAGAAAACUUAAAAGUUUAACUGUAAAAAAACGUAAACACAUUGUAUUAUGUUUAACGUUUUUCUUAAAAACUACAACCACCUUUAUUAUAGGGGUAUAUACAAUAAAGGUAGGUGUAUGUAUUGGUAGAAUUGGGGAACUCUAUCACAAACAACGUACAAACGAACCUUCUCCUUUUCCAAAACAAUUAUUAAGACAAUUCGAUCAGUCUAACUAUCGCCCAAUAGCUCUAACCUCCCUGCCUUGCGAUUCUGUAACUCACUUUUCGAACUCACACAGCGGUUUUCACAGCGGCGGUU